Thermothielavioides terrestris NRRL 8126 is the source of this 1649-nucleotide messenger RNA. RefSeq lists its product as uncharacterized. The transcript has 2 exons. Gene Ontology annotation, cellular component: mitochondrion. NCBI's taxonomy places the organism in Eukaryota, Fungi, Ascomycota, Sordariomycetes, Sordariales, Chaetomiaceae. The record is from RefSeq and is a predicted model, not a curated record. Bases 72 to 1553 code for a protein of 493 amino acids. Gene Ontology annotation, biological process: ubiquinone biosynthetic process. Gene Ontology annotation, molecular function: 2-octaprenyl-6-methoxyphenol hydroxylase activity; FAD binding; oxidoreductase activity, acting on paired donors, with incorporation or reduction of molecular oxygen, NAD(P)H as one donor, and incorporation of one atom of oxygen.
AGUUAGGAAAAGCACCAGCAUCCACCUCGCUGUCGGCAACAGAAAUUAGAGCACGGCGCACGGAAGAAGCCAUGGAUGCUGUAAUCAGGACCCGGAGCCGGGCUGCAUACAUUUGUCGCAGCUGCACCCGGCGUUUCCGUUUCCAGAGGCAGCUGCGGCGCACCUACGCGAGCGCAGCCGCGCAGCCCGACAUCUACGAUGUGGUGUGCGUGGGCGGCGGUCCCGCCGGUCUCAGUCUCCUGACGGCGCUGCGCGCGAACCCCGUCACUGCGCACCUCCGAGUUGCUCUCGUGGAAGCCCAGGACCUGGCCAAGGUCAGGUCGUGGAAGCUGCCCCCGGACAGGUUCUCCAACCGAUGCAGCUCGCUCACCCCGUCGUCUGCGCUCUUUCUCGACCAGAUUGGCGCCUGGCGACACCUCGAGCGCGACCGCGUCCAGGCAUACCACGAGAUGCAGGUGUGGGAUGGCGUGACCGGCGCGAGGAUCGAGUUCGACUGGGCUCCCGGUGCGGCGCCACCCGCCGGGACCACGAUCGCCUACAUGAAUGAGAACCUGAACCUCACCUCCGGCCUGCUGAAGCGGCUAGAGGAGCUGGGCGGCGUGUCCGUGUUCGACAACGCGAGGGUCGAGAGGAUAACCUACGGCGAGGAGACGGACGAGAUGGACUUGCGCGAGUGGCCGGUGGUGCACCUGGCUGGCGGCAAGCAGCUCUCUGCCCGGCUCCUCGUCGGUGCCGACGGCGCAAACAGCCCGGUGCGCUCCUUCGCCGGCAUCGAAGCCCGCGGCUGGGACUACAACCGUCACGGCGUUGUUGCCACCCUCGAGAUGGAAGGGGACGGCUGGGGCGGAGAGGGCACCAAGAUCGCCUAUCAGAGAUUCCUUCCGACGGGGCCCGUUGCCAUGCUUCCGCUGCCGGGGAAUUAUUCCACCCUUGUCUGGUCGACGACGCCCAGCAAUGCCUCGCUCCUGAAGAGCCUCUCGGCCAGGGACUUCGUUGCCAUGGUGAACGCUGCCUUUCGGCUGAGCCCGACAGACCUGCAGUACAUGCACACGCAGGAGUCGGGACAGGCCGAGGAGUAUUCGUGGAGACUGGAACACACCCCUUUCGACUCGCGGGCGGUCCCCCAGACCGUCAUUGGUGUCCAGGACGGCACCGUCGCCUCGUUCCCCCUGAAGCUGCGGCACGCAGAUACCUACAUCGCAGAGCGCGUGGCUCUCGUCGGCGACGCCGCCCACACCAUCCAUCCGCUCGCCGGCCAGGGCCUGAACCAAGGCCAGGGCGACGUGCAGAGCCUCGUCAAGACCAUCGAAGACGCCGUCAGCCACGGGAAAGACAUCGGCGUCACCAUGUCGCUCGAGCCCUACGUCGCGGAGCGCUACGCCGCAAACCAUGUGCUUCUUGGCGUGUGCGACAAGCUCCACAAGCUCUACUCGGUUGGCAGCGGCCCUCUGGUGCCCCUGAGGUCGGUGGGCUUGGCCGCCGUCAACGCGCUGGGGCCUCUCAAGGCCUUUUUGAUGAACCAGGCCGCCGGAAACGGGAUCAAGGUCUUUUGACGGGCCUGCCCGUUCCCAAGCGCUCCACCGUGCCGCGUGGACUUGUCCUACUCGCAGCCGCCUCCUGUUGUACAGAUUUGUUUGCAUCAGAUGUAC